AUGUCUGAUCGUCUUUCUCGUUCUUCUGGUUAUUCCAAGGAAGAAGAUCAACUUUUAUGUCAAGUCUAUUUAGAAAUUUCUCAAGACCCAAUCAAAGGAGACAAAGAAAUUAGUGGCGGAUCUCCAUCUCAACGGCCAAUUGGAGUGAAAAAAUCCAAACUGAAAAGAAAGAAUGAUGAUCAAACAUCUGUUGUUAUCAAGAAUUUAAAGAUAGACACCAACAAAUCUUGGAAGAAUUAA
Molecule: messenger RNA, 240 nt
Organism: Eruca vesicaria subsp. sativa (arugula)
Lineage: Eukaryota; Viridiplantae; Streptophyta; Magnoliopsida; Brassicales; Brassicaceae
Source: the annotation of a GenBank genome assembly